AUGCAACAUAACCAAUAUGUGGAUUCUGGACCAAACCCCUUAUGUCUAGGAUAUGAAGAGAAAUCCUUGCUUACCCAAGAUCAAAUUAAAACUAUUGUUAAUCAAAUCAACAUAAGGAGAAAUUUUAUAGCAUUGGGUCAAUCUAAAUUUUUUCAUGCAGCUGCUAAUAUGAAAAAAAUUGUUUGGUCGAAUGAAUUAGCUGUAUUUGCUCAGAGAUGGGUCGAUCAAUGCAAUCAAUCGUUAAGACCCGACCUAGAAGACCAAUGUCGAGAUAUGGAGAAAACAAAAGUUGGUCAAAAUAUUGCUACUAUAACGGGCUUAUCUCCGGGCGUGAACGUGAAAAGUUUCGUUGAAAUAUGGUUUAUGCUUUCUAUGGACUAUGUUGGAAGCGUAACUUAUUACAACCAAUCUCGUGAUUAUAGAACUAAGUACUUUACACAAUUAAUCUGGGCUGACACAGAUAAAGUUGGAUGUGGCAAAGCGAGAUUCUUUGUAAAACAUAUGAAACUUACACUCGUAGAGCGCCUCGUUUGCAACUUUGCACCACGAGGCAACGUACACGGCAAGCCUAUCUAUACCAUUGGCUAUCCCGCCACACAGUGUGAUGAUAACAUGAUACCUGACAAAAUAUUUCCUGGGCUAUGCAGAUAUGAUACUAAAGCAGCUAGAUUGUCUUCUGUGAACACAGUUGCUACUAGUUUGCUUAGAAUUCGCAAUCUAUUUAAUGAUUUGACGGAACAGGAAAUUGAUCCUGUUCGUAGUGACUUAAAACAAACUACGAAUUCAUCAAAAAUUACUAGCUCUAACCAAAAAAAAUACGAUGUUCUACAAGGAUCUAACGAUUUCAUCAAACGCAGUUAUCCUUUAGAAAAUGAUAAUUUCUGGACUGGUCAUAAAAAUAAUUCAAGGCCACUAAGCGAUUAUUUACGUCAACAAGAAAAAGGGCAUUCAAAAUUAUAUCACGGUCAUGAUCAUAAAGAUGAAUUCGAUUAUUUACAUCCAACGACAACAUUUCAAGAUUCAGGAAAAUAUGAUUUUACAACUUCUUUGAAACAUCAGCAUGAAAUAAAUUAUAGGAAACAUAAUAUCAAAGAUCAAUGUACACGCAAAACUAAUUCGCAGAUAAACAAUGAUGCUAUAUCUAUGUGUGACUGUAGACAAAAAACUUUUAAAUGUACACGAGGCCAAAAGGCAAACUGUCAAACAUUUACACAAAAAUAUACGACAUGUUCAGAAAGCACAACACAUCCAAAUUUAAAUAAUGAAUGUGCUUGUGGAGCAACACAAACAAGCUGCCACAAUAUCAAUCACUAUGCACAAAACAGAAACUAUGAUUGUGAUGUAAAGUGUUCUGCACAACGUUCUGCUGGCUUGCUUAAAUCUUUAGAAAACCCAGAUACUGAUAGCUCCGAAACAUAUAAUAAGUUUCUUCAUUAUGAUCUUCAUAAGGAGGAAACACAAAUAGAAAAACUGAUAACACCCUAUGGUUAUGAUGAUGUUACAGCUAGGGAACUUAUACGGCGUCUUAAUAAGCGCAAAAAUAUGAAAUCUGAUUAUAGGCAG
Molecule: messenger RNA, 1563 nt
Organism: Brenthis ino (lesser marbled fritillary)
Lineage: Eukaryota; Metazoa; Arthropoda; Insecta; Lepidoptera; Nymphalidae
Source: the annotation of a GenBank genome assembly